AUGCUUUUGACUUUUUUGUUAAUUACUAGCAUACAAUUAAUGUAUUGUAAAGUAAUACUACGACCAACUGUUGAAUUGGAUUGGUGGCAAAAUGCUAUAGUUUACGAAAUAUUCCCGUUGUCAUUCAAAGAUUCAGAUGGUGACGGAUCAGGCGAUUUUAAAGGUAUAACUCAAAAAUUGGAUUACCUCGUCGAUAUAGGAGUAACCGCUAUUUGGCUGACUCCAUUUUUCGAAUCACCUUUAGAAUCUGGUGGCUAUGACAUAACUAAUUAUCAAGAAGUACAUCAUGUUUUUGGUACAAUUGAUGAUUUAAAAGAUCUUUUAAACUCCGCACAUUCAAAAAAUUUAAAAGUUAUCAUGGACUUUGUUCCUAAUCAUACCAGUGAUAAACACAUUUGGUUUAAAAGAUCGGUCAAUAAUGAAACUCAUUAUGCAGAUUACUAUAUCUGGAAAGAUGCAAAAAAUCAAGAGGAAGUGAUCAAAAAUAACAGUAUAACUCCUAUCGUGCCAAAUAACUGGCAAACAAUGUAUGGAAACAGCAGUUCUUGGGUUUGGCAUAAUACUCGCAAACAGUUUUAUUACACACAGUUCAUUUAUAAUUUACCCGAUUUAAACUUUCGUAACAAAAAAGUUCACGAAGAAAUGAAGAAUAUUUUGAACUAUUGGAUAGAAUUCGGAAUUGAUGGUAUUCGAAUCGAUGCGUUAAAACAUGUAUACGAAUGCGAAUCACUUGAAGACGAACCAAUAUUAAAUAAUAAUAACCCAGUGUUUGAUUAUUCUAGCUUAGAUCAUAUUUAUACAGCAGAUCAAGUCGAAGUAUAUGAUUUGAUUAAAGAAUGGCGUUUAUUACUUGAUGAAUUCAAACAAAAAGAUCAUCAUACAAGGAUAAUAAUGACUGAAUCAUAUUCCAAUCACAGUGUCUUAUAUAACUAUUACACUAGUGGAGCUGAAGUACCAACAAAUUUUAAUUUAAUGAAUGAUUCAAGUAAUUAUACUCCGAAAGAUUUUGAUAGGGAAAUAGAAAAUUGGAUAACUAAAAUGCCAUUUGGAGCAACAUUUAAUUCAGUGCUCCAAAAUCACGACACACCAAGAUUUCCUACUUUUUAUGGUAAAGAAUUAAUUGAUGGAUUGAACGCUUUGUCUUUAUUCCUACCGGGUGUAUCCAUAGUUCUGUAUGGAGGAGAAAUCGGAAUGGAAAACAUACCAGAUAAAACUAAUCGUGCAAGAGGACCUAUGCAGUGGGAUGAUACGAAAUACGCUGGAUUCACUGAUGGUACAAAUGAACCAUGGGUCGCUGUUCACCCAGAUUAUGUCACGAGAAAUGUGCAGUCUGAAAGCUACGAUCCUAAAAGUUAUUUGAACUUUUUCAAAUCAGUUUCGAAAUUACGGCAGACUGAAACGUUUAAAAGAGGAGGUUUGGCGACUGAUAUUUUUAACGACAAUAAAGUGUUUGUUUUAAACAGAUUUUUACAAGGACAUGAGAAUUACACGUUAAUUAUCAACAUGGAUACAAAUUAUACACAGCGUGUACGUUUAUCAGACAAAAUAUCAAAUUUGUGUGACUCUCUAACUGUUGUUGUUGGAUCAGUAAACUCGAAUUUUGACACCGGAAAAUCGAUUUUAACCGCAGAGUGGAUUGAUCUAAGUCCCGGCGCCACAAUUAUACUAACUGAAAAGACUGAAACAGGAUCAACACAAUCAUCCGGUACUCAGUUGUUCAUAACAUUAAAAGCACUACUACUUUGCUUAUUUUUCAUUAAAAUAUGUAAUAUAUAG
This is a messenger RNA of Macrosiphum euphorbiae (potato aphid), 1776 nucleotides long. NCBI's taxonomy places the organism in Eukaryota, Metazoa, Arthropoda, Insecta, Hemiptera, Aphididae. The record is from the annotation of a GenBank genome assembly.